CGAAUUAUACGGCACUAUUUUCUUUCUCGUAAUCGUCGUUCGAAUAAAUGACACGCAAUAGCGAGGAACCAAUAAAAAACGACGCGCAAAUACAGGAGUUUUAUAAAUCAAGUGCAUAACAUACAAACGUUGUGGUGUAAUAUGACUCUUUCAUUUCCUAAAAUCGCAAAGUUCGGAAACAGUGCAGUGUAGCGCGCAAAAUUGAUUGUUUUGAUGUCGCACGAAGGCAUGGGCAUGGACCACGGCGUGACUUCCAUGCCCUGCGUUCCUACGGAAGGGCGUGCGGAUUACGUUUACUAUGAAUGAUUUUAUCUUUAUCUCUUUCUAAACUCGUGUAUCUGUGAAUGACCGAGUGUAAUAGCGAGCGUACAAAAUUAUGGAUUUGAAAAGCGUUUGUUAUUGUAUUUCGGUUCGCACGGCAUCGCAGUGUAUUAUCGUCCGUUAUCUCGAGCGUAAAUCUGUGGUGUGGUGGGUUUAACGCUGGAGGCGGACGGCGGGCGCUCGCAGGGCGCCCACAGGCCUGGCCCGUGCGCGGAAUAGUUACGAGUUUACUAUUUACGCACUAUUCAAAAGAGAUAGUACGUAUUUUUAGUCGCGACGGCACAGACUAGUGACUUUCAUCAGUGCGUAAACAACUUCAAGGUUAUUAGCUGCGUCUGGCACCCUGAUGCGCUGAGAUGGCGGCGAGCGACGGUGCCGUAGUGCGGCAGGGCCACCUCUACAAGCUGAAGACCAUGAAGAAGAAAUACUUCGUGUUGCGCGCCGAGACGCCCGUGAGCUCCGCGCGCCUGGAGUACUACGAGUCGGAGAAGAAGUUCCGCUCAGGGUCCAACCCUAGGCGCGUGCUGCCCCUCAAGAGUUGCUACAACAUAACUCGCAGACUGGACUUGAAGCAGAAGCAUGUGAUCGCUCUGUUCACCAAGGAGGAACAACUGUGCAUAGUGGCUGACAAUGAAGUGGAGCUUCACGCAUGGCUGGCAGCCAUCCUCAAGCUGUUCCGCAGAGAUGACACCAGUGAUGACUUACUCCAUCCAAUACAACACGUGUGGCAAGUGAACGUGCAGAAGAAGGGCCUGGGCGCGUCCAAGAACAUCCAGGGCCUCUACAACCUGUGCCUCACUGACAAGACUCUCACUCUGGUGAAGAUCAAGAGCCACAACAACUUCAUCUGCGACCUGGGCAUACCCGAGCGGGUGGAGUACUCCUUGAAGAAUAUCAGACGGUGCGGCGACUCCGAGUGUUUCUUCUACAUGGAGGUGGGGCGGCAGACGGUGACGGGCGCGGGCGAGCUGUGGAUGCACUCUGAGGACUCCAACAUCGCGCAGAGCAUGCACUCCACUAUCCUGCUAGCAAUGAAAAACUGUGCAAAGGAGAACGAAAACGAACGCGACCACAUAGUGGUGCCCGCAAAGAGUUCACUGCUGGACGGAUCGAACCCACUGCCCGCGCGCCGACAGACUAUCUCGGAGGGCAAAGGCCGCUCCGGCCUCUACAACGAGAAGGGCCUGUGUAUGGGCUCGUGUAUCAGGCAAUGCGUGUGCUCGGCCACGCGCUCCAUUGACGACUCGGCCGCGGCGGUCGCGCCCAUGACGCCGACGCACGCCGAAAACCAACCGCCGAAUAACACACUAACGAACGAGAAAACCGACAAACUAGUGAGGGGGAACACGCACCAACGUUCCGAUUCGCUACCUAGCGGCUGCUCGUUGUUCCAAGAGCCGUUGAAGAUUCACCACGGGAGGACGUACUCCGCUCCUUUGACGGGGGACGAGUUAGAUAGAGCCAUUUUAGAGAAAACCGCAAUGCAUUCGUCGUGUAAAGCCGUCAAUGGAAUGGAUCUGUCGUCGAAGAAAACGCCGUGGAGUCGACGCGCCAGCACUGGUACACGAUUGUCGAAAUUGUCGCCGGCGCAUACGAAGAAUUCGAGCACAUUACGCAAGCGCUGUGAGACGAUGCCGUCGAGAGCCUCGUCCUUCGACACCGACCGACCGCCUCCUCGGGACACUGAGCUUGAUGGUAUGGGCUCGUCGCGCGACGACAUCGACUCGAUGUCGGAGUGGUACCGCACGCCGCGGAUACCCGAGGAGCCCGACUGCUGUGACGUCGUCUCCAAGGACUUUAUGAGCUUAAAUUUUAUCAGCACGACGCGUGGCAGCUCCAUAGCGCACUCGCGCACGUCAUCCGUCGGCGCCGACGAGCCCGACGCGCCCGACGGCUACCUGCCCAUGGCGCCGGGCCACGAGCCCUUCGGCCUGGUGUCCUCCAGCGGCUCCGUGUGCAGCGGCACGCCCUCCACCGACCCGCGCUUCAGCGAGUACCAGCUGGAGCCCGCCACGUCGCACCUGUCGGACCUGCGCUCGACGCGCGCCUACAGCGUGGGCUCGCGGCCCGCCAGCGCGCGCGCGGAGCCGGCGCGCCUGCGCGCGUACAGUGCGGGCGCGAGACGCCGCCCGCCGCCGCCCGCGCCCGCGCCCGCGCCGCGCGCCUCCGCCGACGACCUCAUGGAGCUGGACUUCUCCUCCAACUCGCCGGCGCCUAAGACCGAAGUGUUUGGUCACUACCAGGUGAUACUAGCUCGGACGCCGCCGGCGGCGGGUUUCAUGGAGCCCAAGCGCGCCAACGCGGACGAGUAUGUCGACAUGUCUCCGCGCGCCGCUCCCGCCCCGGCGCCCGCGCACGCCGCCGCCGGCUACGUGGAGAUGCGGCCCGGCGACCUGCCGCCGCCGUCGACGACCGCCGGCGCGUCGGCCGCCUCCACGCCCGACGGCUACGUCGAAAUGACGUGCGGCCGCGCGCCCACGCGACCCAUCGCGAUAGCUACUCCUCGACAGCCACCGCCGCAAGUUGCAAAUUCCCCAGACGACAGACGGAGACGAAGGGAACCGCGAGCGCACCACGGCUCGCAAACCCUGUUCCACAUGUCACCCUCAUCACCUCCGGAAACGGAUAUCACCGACCUAGAAGACGACCACCACUACUUGACGACUGUCCGGGAGAUAUCGGAAGACGGCCGGAAGAGUCCGGACAGCCGCGCGGAUUCCGGAGAAGUUUCCUCGUCGCCGCAGUACGUCAAGCUGGCGAGGGGCAUCCCCAUCAGCAACAAAUCGCCGGAACCCGAAGAACUACCGAACAACCCCACUGCCACUAAGACUAUUAUGAGGCCGGAGGAUGUGAGAGAUGCGGUGGCGGGCGCGUUGCCGACGGGUGCGGCGGGCGGCCUGCACUACGCGGCGCUGGACCUGGAGCCGCGCCGCGCGCCGCUCGCCGCCGAGCACCGCAUGUACACGGAGAUAGACUUCACCCUCAGCGAGAAGUUCGCGCCCGACGCCACCUAGCCGCCCUAGCUGUUAGAUAAGUUUAAGUGAUAAGAGAUAUCAAUCAGCACGCGGCUCCGCGCCGCCCGCCGCGGAACAUCCACGGUAACGGACUAACGAACUACACUCAAUUGUUGUAUACUUACAUGUAUAUAAUAACCAACUAAACUAAAUUA
This is a messenger RNA of Bicyclus anynana (squinting bush brown), 3490 nucleotides long. It is a transcript of the gene chico, whose product is annotated as insulin receptor substrate 1-B. Gene Ontology annotation, molecular function: phosphatidylinositol 3-kinase binding; insulin receptor binding. The transcript has 14 exons. The record is from RefSeq and is a predicted model, not a curated record. Lineage: Eukaryota; Metazoa; Arthropoda; Insecta; Lepidoptera; Nymphalidae. Bases 678 to 3335 code for a protein of 885 amino acids. Gene Ontology annotation, cellular component: plasma membrane; cytosol. Gene Ontology annotation, biological process: insulin receptor signaling pathway.